GUUCCGCCUACUACUAAAAGAAACAUUUCUGACUGCAUUGUCCUAAAACCACAUUCGUAACUUCUCGUAUUUAUUUAAGGACCCAAAAUGAUCAAUAAAUAACAGUGAAUCAGAAGAGCAGGAGCGGUGCAGGAAAAAAUGCCUCUCAAAGUGCCUGGAGGCCAAGCCAGAGGAGACUACUCUGCAGUUCAAGUAGCUGUUCGAGUUCGGCCCCUGCUUCCCAAAGAGCUUCUCCACUGUCAUGAAAGUUGCAUCACUGUGGACGCUGAACUCCAUCGAGUUACUUUGGGCCACGACCGACAUUUUCUCUGUGACUACCUGUUUGAAGAAAGUUGCUGUCAGGAAGAGGUUUAUUCUCUGUCCGUUGAACCACUCAUAGAUGCUUUUUUCCAAGGCUUCAAUGCCACAGUCUUUGCUUAUGGGCAGACAGGCUCAGGCAAGACAUACACUAUUGGAGAAGCUAAUAUUAGACCUCACAGACUUCUCAGUCCGAGUCUCCUAUUUGGAGGUCUAUAAAGAGGAGUUUAAGGACUUGCUGGAGGUUGAAACUGCCAGCAAGGAUAUCAACAUCCGGGAGGACAAAGGCAACAUCGUUUUGUGCGGUGUAAAGGAGUGUGAAGUAGAAGGUCUGGACGAGGUUUUGAGCUUGCUGGAGUCAGGAAACACAGCCAGACAUACCGGAGCAACGCAGAUGAAUCCAAACUCCAGCCGCUCACACACCAUUUUCACCGUAUACAUGGAUCAGCGUCGUGGAAGCUCGCGCCUGAACGGGAACGCUGCAAACACUGGACCACAAAUGCUGUCUUCCAAGUUCCACUUUGUUGACUUGGCCGGGUCGGAGCGCAUCUUAAGGACGGGUAACACUGGAGAGAGACUGAAAGAGAGUAUCCAAAUUAACAGCGGCCUUCUGGCUCUGGGAAAUGUUAUUGGGGCACUGGGAGAUCCAAAGAGAAAAGGCUCUCAUAUACCAUACAGAGACUCAAAAAUCACAAGGAUACUUAAAGACUCUUUGGGAGGGAAUUCAAAAACACUGAUGAUCGCCUGCAUCAGCCCCUCCUCUUCGGACUUCGACGAGAGCCUGAAUACGCUAAACUACGCGAUGAGGGCGAGGAACAUUCAAAACCGAGCUACGGUCAACAGCAAACGUGAACCAGAUCGAGUGGAAGGACUGGAGCAGCAGAUCAAGGCCCUCCGCAGAGCUCUCGAGAACCGUCAGCGCUCWGAGACUCGCAUCAUUUCUCACGGUGACCCGAACAGGAGGCCUCGACUUGGAGAAGGAGAAAUGAGCCGGUUGCAGGCACAAAGUGCUCACUAUAGGACCUGUACAGACACGGCUUACAGAUUGCUGCGGGAGCUGCAGAGCGAUGGGGCUUUGACUGCGGAGCAGAGUCUGAGAGUAAAAGAGUGGCUGUGCUCAGUCGAGGAGGAACGAAGCGGGCUUACGACCGCCUCCGGCCCAGACAGCGGUAUCGAGAACAGCUCCACCGAGGACAGCGUCGCGCUGAGAGGAGGCAGGCCUUCUAUAAGGAAUCAAGACACAGAGGCUGUAGAGGAGAGGUGGAGCCAUGAUCAUGACAGUGAGAAGGAAGAUGGUUUUCUUCAGUCUCAGAUCCAACGGUUGGAGAAGGAAAACACUGACUUCUUGGCGGCUCUGGAGGAUGCUAUGGAGCAAUACAAGCAGCAGGUUAAACAUAGGCUUUGUCAGUAAAAUAUAAUAGUUUUAAGCUAUCUGUUAAAGGGAUCCACAAUCAGUUGUAACAUUAGACUUUAUUUGUUAAACAUAUAUUUUAACAGUAAAAUAAAGAC
This is a messenger RNA of Austrofundulus limnaeus, 1806 nucleotides long. Its product is annotated as kinesin-like protein kif7. Gene Ontology annotation, molecular function: ATP binding; microtubule motor activity; microtubule binding. The record is from RefSeq and is a predicted model, not a curated record. Gene Ontology annotation, biological process: mitotic spindle organization; spindle elongation; microtubule-based movement. Gene Ontology annotation, cellular component: microtubule associated complex. NCBI's taxonomy places the organism in Eukaryota, Metazoa, Chordata, Actinopteri, Cyprinodontiformes, Rivulidae.